Molecule: messenger RNA, 1120 nt
Organism: Thecamonas trahens ATCC 50062
Lineage: Eukaryota; Apusomonadida; Apusomonadidae
Product: OTU domain containin protein
Exons: 2
Coding region: 1-1059 (352 amino acids)
Biological process (GO): protein deubiquitination
Molecular function (GO): cysteine-type deubiquitinase activity
Source: RefSeq, a predicted model, not a curated record
AUGUCCUCAGUCAAGGCAGCCGAGCGUAAGGCUCGCAAUGCCGCCCGGAAGGCCCGUGAUCGGGCAAAGUGGGCGCGUGAUGAGAAUGUGUACUCGGCCAACUUUGUCAAGUUUCAGAAGCAAAUGGAGAGCCUAGCGCUCAUCAUCAAGGAUGUGGCCUCGGAUGGAAACUGUCUCUUCCGCGCUGCUGCAGAUCAGCUGUAUGGCGAGGUGACGAGCCACGCAGAGAUCCGUGCUGCCGUCAUGGACCAUGUCGCCGCAAACAAGGAUCUGUACCAAUGGUUUGUCGAGGAUGACGAGCCCUUUGAUGACUAUGUCGCCUACAUGCGUGAGUCGCGUUCUUGGGGUGGCCAGAUCGAGAUCCAAGCCCUCUCCAUGGUUUACUCGGUCAACAUCAUCAUCCACCGCCUCAACGAGCCGCGUUGGUCCAUCAUCAACUUUCCGGAAGACACUCGUACCCUGCACCUCUCCUACCAUGACCAGCAGCACUACGCUUCGGUCCGUCCGCUUGCUGGCCCGCUCACCGGUCCCUUUGAUCCCAUUCCUGCCGCCGGCCUCGUCUCGGGCGCGCCCAAGGUCCCGGCUGCUAAGCCACGCGAUCCUGGCGCGCCCACUGACGAAGAGCUUGUCGUCAUGCAGGCGACUGACAUGUCAGGUCCCGACGCGCUCUGUAUUGUCCGGGACACCCUGCACGACUUUAUGGGCAACGUCGACGCCGCCAUCGAGUACCUCUGUGUCGUCAAGUACCAGAGCCCACCCACGAUUGAUGCGGCGGCGGCGGCGGCGGCGGCGGCCUCCGCCUCCGCCUCGACCCCCGCUGUGGCUGCCGCAUUGUCAAUGCCUGCGACUGACGCAGCGUGCGAUGCGGCCGAUGGUCCCGCCGAGCCGACAGUCAAGCCCAAGCGCAUGACCAAGCGUGACAAGAAGCGGCUGAAGCGGGAGCAGAAGCGGCUGAAGCGGCGUGAUGCGGCCGUUGCCGAUCAGGCGGCCGCGGCUGCCGAGCGGGCGGCAGCCGCGCCUGAUGCAAACGUUCUCGAUUUUGGCGACAUCGGUGUUUAAGUCCAUCGCGCAAGCCGCGCGCUCCGCGACGCUCCACAGACGUCGCAGCGUCCAUGGAUUG